AUGGCUCUGGCCGCCGCCGUCGCCGUACCGUUCCUCCUCCACGCCCGCCUGGGACCGCGCUUCGUGCCGGCGCUGUCCCCCCGCCGCCUGCUGUCCUGCUCCACAACCGCCUAUGAGCCCCCUCACUCCGCGCGGCCGCCGGCGUCGAAGCAGGCCGAGCCCGUGUCCCAGGUGCCGUGGAGGGCCGCAGAGGCCGAGAUCCUCAGCCACGUCGAACCCAUCGUGCAGCUCAUCAAGGACAUCCUCCAUUCGGACAGAUACGCAGACGGCGAAUGCCUUGGUCCCGCCGACGAAAUCGUCGUUGCGGAAAAGAUCCUUGCCUACCAUCCACGCGCUGAAGAUAAGAUUGGCUGUGGGCUUGACGGUAUCAUGGUCGAUAGGCACCCGCAGUUCAGGAAGUCGAGAUGCCUCUUCGUAGUUCGCACGGACGGCGUCUGGAUCGAUUUCUCGUACCAGAAGUGCCUCCGUGAGUACAUCCGGAGAAAGUAUCCAUCGCAUGGGGAGCGAUUUAUACGAGAACAUUUCAAGCGAACCUGA
Molecule: messenger RNA, 537 nt
Organism: Triticum turgidum subsp. durum (durum wheat)
Lineage: Eukaryota; Viridiplantae; Streptophyta; Magnoliopsida; Poales; Poaceae
Source: the annotation of a GenBank genome assembly